AUGGUAGCUUGGAACCUUUGGGAGAGAAGGAAUGAACAUGUUUUUGGAGCAGAUCUGGCUCACCCAAGUACUUUGGUGGCUCAAGUUAAAAAGAACCUGGAGGACUUCAAAGUGGCUACUUACAAAAGCACCACCUCAACAACCAUUACUCCAAAGCCCCUCAUUCAAUGGUUUGCUCCAUCAAGAGUGAAUAGGAGUCAACUUCUCGAUCCAGAGCAGCAGAUCAAAAAGGGUGUCGGGGGACGGGAAGACAACAUUAGUGGCGAAAUUAAAGGCAAAGACGGUACUAGCAUUACUACGUAUAACCCUAUUCAUCCACCGGAGGAUCAGCAACGCAAGGGUACUAGUGUUCUUCGAGGGGACAACAUCGGAAGAGAAGCAAGAGACAGAGAUCCCGUCCCCACAACUACAAAGAUGAGCUCAAACAGUACUCCAAUACAUGCAGCAAGUUCACCGUUUGAUCUGGAUCAACAGCAGAAGCCAAAGGGUGCUGAUGAUCUCAGGCAGGAGGAAGAUCACAAGAGAAAUGAUUCGUCGAAAGAGCAGCAGAUCAAUAAAUUUCUUGGACGAGAAAACUCUACUGACAAGAAUGACGACGCAAAUUCAAAUUCUCUCCAGUACUCUUCAGAUACGAAUAUACCCGUAGGGAUCCCGAUUGCUGAAAAUGGAGAUAAGGGCCAACAACAGAUCAGUACUCAGCAUGUUCAUGUUAGUGUAUCGGUGGGAUCAGAUAAUGUUACAACAACAAUUACGGUGAAUGGAAAGCAAAGCGAAAGCGUGGCAUCCGAGAUUCCACGUACAGCUACAAAGCCUCAAAAAGAUUGUGUAGAAAAAUUCGCAGUGCUUGUGGAUGUGGUGCAGCUGUUGCAGGAGACAAAUGAUGAUCAGUAG
Messenger RNA from Juglans regia (Persian walnut), 891 nucleotides. RefSeq lists its product as uncharacterized. The record is from RefSeq and is a predicted model, not a curated record. Bases 1 to 891 code for a protein of 296 amino acids. NCBI's taxonomy places the organism in Eukaryota, Viridiplantae, Streptophyta, Magnoliopsida, Fagales, Juglandaceae. The transcript is spliced from 6 exons.